Trichobilharzia regenti is the source of this 1914-nucleotide messenger RNA. NCBI's taxonomy places the organism in Eukaryota, Metazoa, Platyhelminthes, Trematoda, Strigeidida, Schistosomatidae. The record is from the annotation of a GenBank genome assembly.
UCCGCGGGCCCACGAGAUUAGGGUUAACGAAGGACUCUUUCAUUCGAGCGUUUGGUGUGUGGCGGCGUGGUCCUAACUGCAGUUCGACUAUUUGUGUUGGUCUUCUCUUUGUCGUAGCAUAGAUUGCGGUGGCCUCUGUGAAUUCCAUUACAGUUGUUGGUGUGAUAUAAACCGCAGAACCUCAAUGGAUUUCGUCAUAUUCGUGUUUCCUUCUUGUCUGUUUCCGGUUCUCAUAAGUUUGUGAAAUUGAAUGAGGGGAUCAAAAUGUAACUUUGUUCGCUUGACACAGUCAGUACUAAGGGCUACAGUGUUCUCAUUACUGUAACUGAUCAACGAAAGAUUUCUUCUCAUAGUCGUUAUGGGAGUCAUGCGCCUUCUGAAAUCUCUCAUUUUAUCCUGUCACGUUUCUGUGACUAUUGUAAAUCCCAGGAUUUUUAGAUUUAGGUAGGUUGUUCCUGGACAUAUCCAGUGUGAUUGUUCAGAAAACUUCAUUCUCUGUCCAAAUGCUGGUAUUUACACAAUCGUAUUAUUCAUUUGCCCGAGUAUUUAUCAUGGGAGCGUCAAAAAGGGAAACUCCCAUGAUUUUCUUCGAGUGAGAAAAUAUUACCCUGUGGAUUCAUGACUAUUUGUCGUAAGAUUGUGUGGUAGAAACAAGUGUUUCCAUCGUGCCUAAAUGACUGCUGGGUUUUAGUUAAUUUCGUAUGAAUUAGUUUGUUAACUGGUCUCCGGUGUGAAAAUUACUGCAUGACACCACAGUACAUAAAGACCGUUCAGUGUGUGAUGUAAUCUCAGCAUAAUACUAAACUUAUCGAGCAGCGUAAUCUAAAGAGAAAGGCAAUAGGGUGUUAACAUCUGCUUCAUAUUUUGUUCUAGAUCUCGCCAUUUCUACUCACUACUACAUUUGUUCUAUUUUCUUCUGAUACGACUUGAGUAGGUCUAUUCAUUCAGUUUUGUAGAAAUUGGUUUUUACAGUCCUGACGUAUGUAUGUAUAUACUGUGAGUAAAAUUUCGUUCCCACUCGCAAUGAUUUCGGUAAUUCUUAUUUAAUUUAGUUAGAGAAAUUGUUUAUUGGCAUGAGCCCAUGAAGUCGGGUAUUGUUGCAGCCGUUGGGCUGACAUUACUCUUAAGUCUGUCAUCCAUGUCCCUGGUCUCUUUUAUCGCCUACAUCGGAAUUGCGAUAAUGUGCUGCACGACGGCUUGCAAGCUUUAUGGUUUUAUUACGCGUCAAUUCAAAUCAAAUCAGGAUUCACCGAAAAACCCAUUUGAAUUUUGGCUUGAAUUGGAGAUGACUUUACCUGGAGAAAAAAUUGGCGAGCGUGUCGCAGCCUUGUGUGAAAAAUUGUCCGAAAAGUUGAAUUAUUUACGUCGCGUAUUGUGGUUGGAAGAUUACUUUGAGACUGUAAAGUUGGUUGUGUGUUUAUACCUACUUUCCGUAGUAGGUGCUUGGUUUAAUUUGCUUACCCUGAUAACUAUAGCAUUUGUUCUCGGGAUGACUUGUCCUAAAAUAUAUUUAUUAUGCAAGCCCCAGUUUGAUGCGGCAUUCCAAACAACUAAGGAGAAAAUCUUCAGUAUGCUUAAAUUCGCUGAAGCGAAAGUAUCAGGGCUUCGUGGGAAGCCUUCUACAGAAUAAUUUUGUAAAAGUGACAAGUCAUCAAGCCCAACUCAUCCAAAGAUACAUCACAUUCUAUGUACUAUUUCAUUCCUUCGAUGUCUUCCUGUUCAUCAUUCGAAACCGUCGAGCACUCAUCAGAUCAGAUAGACAGUGUUGACGUUAGAAUGGCCGUUUAUCAACGGAUGUUUCAUGACACUUCCGCUUCUUUGUCUUCGCCCUUUUCUUCUUCUUCUUCUUCACAUGUAUCCCAGUCUGAUGAGAGAUAUAUGUAUAAUUGUGUGUCAAUAAAGCGAUUGCAAUUG